GUUUAAAUGCACCAAACAAAUACUGAGUUUAGCAUGUUAUAGAGGAGGAAGAAUGAUAUUAAAGGAACUUAUUUUUGUAUUUUAAUGGCUUACUUAAUAGAUGCAGUGACAUUGUGAUCAAACAUGGCUUUAAGUCAGAGCGACUUGCAUCGAGGCUCAACAACUGCAUACUCUACGCUCGUGAAAUGUGAGACACUAGAUAUCAUAUUUCCAAGAGGUCCAAAUAUAUUGAAACCUGAUAUUAAAACUACUGUACUUUUCCCAAGAAUGAUAUGCUAUUUUGGAAACGACAAAUUGGUGGCUUUUGACCAAAAGUGCAAUAGAGUAGGUCUUUACGAAGAUGUUUGUAAUACUCAAAAUAGGAGCAGCAGUAUAAUUCAUUCUCUCCCAAACAAUUACUGUUACACCUAUGGUUCCAGUACAGCUCUUGAUGGAAACCGUUUUGCUAUUUCUUGUCCAUAUAUACCAGUUCUUACCAUAUUCAGUAGUGAAAACACAGGGCAGUUAAAGGAAGAUGGCAAAUUAAAUAUUGGUGGAAAAUGUUAUGACAUUGACUAUAUUAAUGGGAAAUUAGUUGUCUGCUUUAGAGAUCCACCUAAGAUAUCCGUGCUGGAUAUGAAGACUGGAUUUAUUCACAGCAUAGAAAAUGAGCCAAAGGGAAACCAGCUGUUUAAUGUACCUUCUCACGUUGCUAUAGAUAUUUGUAAUGGGCAGGAGAUGAUAUAUGUGUCCGACAAUGCAAGUUGGGGCCUUCGACGUUUGACCAAAAUUGAUUUGCAUGGCAAUAUGCUAGCUUCAUUCCUGUCGCUUGAAGAAGAAACCCCAAAACAAGUGAUAACUGUUGGUGAUGGAAAUAUCCUGUUUGUACAUAAAGGAAUCAGGCUGAUGUCCGAAAAUUGUCAAGAAGUUGUUAAGCUCUUGGAUGAAAGUCACACUGCAUCCGUUCUGUGCAUGAGUUAUUCAAAACAGCGCAAUUUGCUUUUUGUAGUGAAAGACAAGUCCUCAGAAAUUGUUGUAUACAAGCUGACCUAGUACGACAAAAGGGGAAUGUCAUUCAUUCAUGUUGUUGUGGAUAUAAUGGAUUGACACUCUGAAUAUAUCAUUUCUAAAACAAUGCGUUUGUACAACAUGUUUGAGCAAAUUUUACCAUCUAUGUAAUGUAUAUAUAAAAUUAAAGAAUGAUUCUUUGAAACAAAUAUAUGUAUUCAUUUAUAAACGGAGAUGUGGCAACAUUUUGAAUAUUUAUGAAUAUGAUUUAUAUAUUAACAUACUUUCAGUCUUUAACUAUUUAAAUUGCCCGUGCCGGGACUGGACCUUUGUUUCAAAUAAACGGCCAAUAUUGGAUUUUUCUUUCAUUUACAAAAUCACACAGCUUACCGGAUCUGCUUCCUUGUGCUACUUGUGUUAUCUAUGAUGGAACAGAGACUCGAAGGGGCGUUGUUUUAUUAAGUGUUAUAGGAGGUAUGUUUCGUUCAUGUAAGGUUAUGUUUUAUUAAGUGAGGAAAUGCUGUGAAGGAGAAGAAAAGUGAUUAUACAAGGUUUACAACGUAUGUAUCGGGUAUGAUGGUUGCAUCGUUACUCGUCCAGACUCAAAGACUUGUUAUAUAUCUGGUAAUUAUUCAUAAAAAGUGGAUCACCUCUGAGCCCGGACAUUACGUAUGGAUGUAUUUCGUUUCCGGGCGAUCUUUCUUCUAACGUAAAUUGACUGUUUCCGAUUGUUUACAUUACAUGUGAGUUAAUGGUUAUGUAGAGUUAGUUUGUGAGGGACGUGUCAUUUUAUUUUCAAAAUGGUGAUUUAGUGUUAUGUAAUUUGAUGAAUUGUGCUUAUUUCAAAUAUUUCGGUUCUGCUUUUAAAUUUUUGUCAAUUAUAUCAUUGUAAAAUGAAACUGUGUAUUAAUUUUUUAGUUUCGAAUUGUAAACCAAUAUACUAAAUAAAUUAUUUUAAUG
This is a messenger RNA of Mya arenaria, 1947 nucleotides long. RefSeq lists its product as uncharacterized. The transcript has 2 exons. The coding region runs from base 124 to 1032 and encodes 302 amino acids. NCBI's taxonomy places the organism in Eukaryota, Metazoa, Mollusca, Bivalvia, Myida, Myidae. The record is from RefSeq and is a predicted model, not a curated record.